Molecule: messenger RNA, 912 nt
Organism: Rotaria sp. Silwood2
Lineage: Eukaryota; Metazoa; Rotifera; Eurotatoria; Philodinida; Philodinidae
Source: the annotation of a GenBank genome assembly
AUGAUAAGGAAACAAUCUCAAAUUAAUCGAUGGUCAACAUCAUCUGUAGAAAAACUACCUAAGGAUAAUUCAAAUAUAAAUGUGAAUCAAAUCAAAGAAAUUUUCUCGAAAUUUCAACAUCAUUUAAAACAAAAUUCGAACAAUGAAACAUUUCCUCAGACUACACAAUUAAGUGUAGAAAUUGAUGAUGAUACAAAAUCUGAAAGUUCAGUUGAAUAUGAUUAUAUUAAUCCAUUAUUAAUAUCUUCUUCAACAAACAAUAUGCAACAUCAACAUGUAUCAAUCGCAACUAUUUAUUUGCAAGAUGAACAAUGGCAUCAACUUGAAUUAUUUAUUAAACAUUUUUCUUUAAAAGCUUCACUUUCAAAUAAUUUGAAUGUCAAUUCAUCAACAACACAUUUACUUGUUGAUGAUUCUUCUCAUUCACUUCAAUGUACUUUUUCUAAAAAAAUUUUCCAAGCUGUUGCUCGACAUAUAUUCAUUGUUUCCGUACGAUGGAUUGAGGAAUGUUUAUUACGAAAUGAAUUUAUCGAUGAAACUCCAUUUGAAAUUCACGGUGAUGCAACAAUGUCAACAAUGCAUUUAGCUCGUCAUACUUCUAUUAUUCCAUUAUUUUCAUCAUUCGUAUCAUUUAUAAUUGAUUGUAAUUCAUUUCAACGAGUAUUAACACGUAAUGACUUAAUUGAAUUAGUUAUAUUAAGUGGUGCUCAUUUAUUCAACCCAGAAGAACAAAUCUCAACAGAAAUUCAAUCAGAAGUUCUUCUUGUACUUGCUGAUCCUACAGCUGAUCGUCAUCGAUUAGAAAAUAAAUAUAAACAAUGGUAUAAAAAUGUAAAAAUUCUUACACCAGGAUUUUUACUUAAAUCUAUUAUUUAUCAAGAACAACAACCAUUUGAAGAUUUUGAACUUUAG